AUGCUCUUUUAUCGAACACUGAAAGGCAAAACCAUUAAAUAUCGAAGACAAGGAACAAAAGUGUGCACGGCAGUCUCAAGUCAUUCUUCCAGUAAGCUAUCUCAGAUGAAAGGUAAAAAAUGCUGUCCAGUUUACCUUGGUGGGAGCUCUUUUGCAUGUGGAAUAGGCACAAAUAUUUCUCAGAGGACUUGUGACCAGCUGAGAUGUACCUCUUGUGACUUCAAAAUAUCCACAUACAAUGACUAUGAAUGGGACACAUCCUGUGAUUACUUAUUUUUCAGAAAUAACAUGCCUGACUUCAGCAAACUGAAACAAAAGAUGCUUAGAAAAAGAGGAUCGCGGGCGUAUGCUUGUCAGUGCAGCUGGAGGUCCAUCCAGGAAUUAACGGAUCUAAGCAAAGACCAGCAGCUUCGAUGGGUGUGCAGCACACAUGCCGGAUGAGUGAACAGUCCUCAUUUAAUACAUUGUGAAGGAAUGGAUUGGUUUUGAAGUGGUUUUCCAGAAAAGUGUGUGAAACUGACAUGAAAUGUACACCAGCGACCUGAGCACAUAUCUGGCCGUACAGCAAGUACAGGCACAUGAAUAGUGUUCUAAAUAUUUGAGUGUGACAGUUAGUGAAUUACAUUUACAUGAAUACCAGCCAGCCUGCAGUUCAUGAUUGUCUUAGAAGUUGCCUUUGUGAAAAAGUGCUAUACAGGUGAACUAAAAACAGGCUGGUUAACUUUAUCCUUGUAAUUAGUCAUUCUCAUAUCCAUGUUGUUUGCUGAUGCGGAGCCAGUCAGUAGCUUUGCAGUGAUGCAUUUCCCACAAAAAAUUCCAGUAUCAGUAACAUUGGAAGGAAAAAAAAAAUGUAACUGUGCAGUAUUGCAGGAGAGUUUUAGGCUGAAAUUUUGACUGCAUAUGCAUUACCAUAUGUAGUCUGUACGUGUCUAGAUAUAUGCAUGUGUAUACUUGUCAACACAUGUAUGUAUGUGUGUGCACAUUUUUGAGUUUGUGUAUGUAUAUAGGGUCUGUAUGACUUUAUCAAGUUACAGUUCCAUCGAAGUGCAGUUCAUCAAGGGAGAAAAGAAAUCCUAAACCGUAUGAAACUCCAAACUGCACUGCUGCAAAGCAAGCAUGACCAAGGGUGUCCUAUGGGAGCAGAUCUGUGAGUCCUCCCUUCUCAGAGUGUGUGGUUUCAUUUUAAGUUGGUGUCAAUGCCCUGUAAUUCAAACU
Messenger RNA from Protopterus annectens (West African lungfish), 1215 nucleotides. It is a transcript of the gene CFAP418, whose product is annotated as cilia and flagella associated protein 418. Lineage: Eukaryota; Metazoa; Chordata; Ceratodontiformes; Protopteridae. The record is from RefSeq and is a predicted model, not a curated record. Gene Ontology annotation, cellular component: cytosol. The coding region runs from base 1 to 441 and encodes 146 amino acids. The transcript is spliced from 5 exons.